Messenger RNA from Haliotis rubra (blacklip abalone), 6308 nucleotides. RefSeq names its product protein TFG-like. Gene Ontology annotation, molecular function: identical protein binding. NCBI's taxonomy places the organism in Eukaryota, Metazoa, Mollusca, Gastropoda, Lepetellida, Haliotidae. Gene Ontology annotation, cellular component: endoplasmic reticulum exit site. Gene Ontology annotation, biological process: endoplasmic reticulum to Golgi vesicle-mediated transport; COPII vesicle coat assembly. The record is from RefSeq and is a predicted model, not a curated record. The transcript is spliced from 9 exons. The coding region runs from base 91 to 1083 and encodes 330 amino acids.
GUGUCAUAAGUGGUCUGCCACAUCGAGACGAACAGACAAGACUGACUCAAUAUUCUCGUGACUUGUUGCCAAACUACUAUAUAGGCGGCCAUGCAGAACAACCUGGACCCACAGCUGGACCUCAGUGGGAAGCUGAUCAUCAAAGUUCAGCUUGGUGAAGACAUCCGACGUAUCCCCAUACACAAUGAGGACAUCACAUAUGAUGAACUCCUUGUUAUGAUGCAGCGGGUCUAUCGUGGAAAACUCAACAGCAAUGAUGACAUCAUUGUUAAAUAUAAGGACGAAGAUGGGGAUUUGAUAACAAUAUUUGACAGUUCAGACCUCUCCUUUGCCAUUCAGUGUAGCCGAAUACUUAAAAUUACAUUAUUCGUCAAUGGCCAACCCAAGCCCCUUGAGACAGAUGAAGUUAAACUUUUACGGAAAGAACUGCAGCAAAUUCGUGACCGUGUGAACCGAAUCCUUGACCGACUGGAGCCGACGCCUGCACCCUCAAGUACCUGUGACACACUCGAUGGAUCUGGUUUGGGGCCAAGUCCCUCCAAGAAAGGUAGCUCUGGGGGUGGAGGUUUCCAGCGGCCUGCCCAUGUGGCCAGCAGCAAGGAGUUCGACCCCUUGUCAUCGCAGAGGUCAGUGGAGGAGAGCACACAGAACAAGGUUAUGUCAUCAUUCGGCAUUGCAAGUGAUUCAACAAAUGAUCGUCCCGGUACACCUGACAGUAUUUCAAGUGUAGGAUCAUCAGCUAGUAACCAAUACAAACGCCAACAGCAAGUAACACCCACGCAACAGCCCAAGUACCCCACAACAGCAACCAACACCAUCACCCCAGUCUUUCCCACAACAGCCCCCUCAGCAGGCCUUCUCUGGUCAGCCUGGGUACCAACAACCACCUGCUUCACAGCAGUCACAGGGAGGGGGGCACCAGCUUGCAGGACAACCCGGAGCAUUUCCUGGUCAAACCCAGGGGCAACAGCAAGCGCAGACACAGCAAGCUGGAUACCAACAGCCUGGACACCAACAGCCCGGACACCAACAGCCUGGACAAGCUGGGUACGCUCAAUACCAGCAAGGACAACCAGGGUAUAACCCAGGACAACCUCAGCCAGGUCAACCCCAGCCAGGACAACCCCAGACAGGGCAACCCCAGACAGGGCAACCCCAGACAGGGCAAUCCCAACCUCAGCCUCAGGCUGGACAUCCCCAGCCCGGACAGCCUCAGCCCGGACAGCCUGGCUAUGGAGCUCCUCAGUCAGCACCAUAUGGAUUAACAGGACAACAGCCACAGCCAGGACAACAGCAAAUGUAUGGACAGCCACAGCAAAGCUACCAACAAGGACAGUUUCACUUGUUUGGAUCUGAGUGGUGAAAGAAGGUAAACCUGAGCUGGUGCCAUUUAUUUCAUGCAGCCUCAGCAGUACAAUGCCCCAGCCUCCGGACCCGGCCCUGCAGCAGGGGGAAACCCUUACAGAGGAGGAUAUGCAUCAGGGUACCCCCGCCCCCAGGCAGGUUACCCCCAGGGAUACCAGUGAAACUGACACCUGCCACAAAGUUGUAUUUAUAUUUUAUCGAAAACGGACUAUGGACUUGCAUUCUGAUGGAGCAGAUGACAUCAAGUUGAAUUUGUGCGUCAAUAAUGUUGUGUUUCAUUACGUGACUAGUUACAUGUAAGAAAAAUUAGGGGUAAUUUUGAGAAUAAUGACAUCGGUUCUGAGUUGGGUCAGAAAAUUAUGGGCAUGUGCAAGUAUGUGACUGUUGAAUGAGACAUGAUGUUGAUAGUCACUAGCAGUAGGAUAAUGUUAAGUUCUUUCUGUGGUUGAGUAUUUUCCUCUAUCAACUGAAUAUAUAAAAAUAUUUUGGAGAGACAAUAUAAUUGUUGAUGGUUUUACAAUUGUUUUGAUGGAUUUUUUUCAUGUGCUUAUUGUGAUGAAUCUUGAACAAGCUGAAUCAACUUUUGACCAGUUCAUCUAAGUGAAGUGAAAUUUUUUUAUAGGAAGUAGCCCAUCUGUAAGAUUAAUCAUUAAUAUGUUGCCAGUAUGGACUGGUAUGGAGUCAAUUCUUUUCAAGUUAAUGAAUAGGUUAAACAGCCCAUUAACUAUAAAAACAAUUCUGAGAAAUGGCAGUGUGUAAGGUAUCUGAAUUAGCAAGAUAAAGUUAUUUACUACGAUUAGAGCUGUUAAAAAUGUUAGGAAAAAUAGAAUACAUUCAUCCUGCCUCUGCAUUGGAGGCGUGACAAGGGCUGGCGUCAGUGGAGUUGUUAAAGGUAAUGGAGCGAUUGCUGUCAUAGACCUCAUUCAGUAACCUUGACAACCGUAGUUGUUGCUUUACAUUUUCAUAACCAAGCUUAAGUUUGUCUUUCAUACUUGAAUAUCCCUAUGGUGUUUGUAAUAAAGUAUUGUAAUUAUAUCAAAUACCAGUGACAGUGUCAGACAGUCACAUUUCCAAGACACCAUUUGGUUGACUUGGAAGAAGUGAUCAUCUCUCCCAAGGCUGUUUUUGUAAACAAAUGUCCCAAUGCUUUGGAGAAUAGGUAUCACAUAUAGAGUCUACGCAUGAGACAUUUGUCCUCUUGUAAACCACAUAUAUAAUACUCAACUUUUGAUAGGGACAGCCACGUAUGAAAACACAAUGCCUUUUACUGAGAAUAUAACAUAUGUUUCAUAAUCUAUUCUAUUCUAUUUAAAUAUCACUUGACAUUUGAAGAAAAUAUGUUUUGUGUAUGGUGAAAAGGUGAAAUUGUCCUUAUCAAAAGUGGAGUAGUAUACUUCAUGAGACUUCAGGCAUUGUGAAAUCAUGUUAUGAGUACAGAUGCACCCAUAUCCUCCUCCCACCUUCUCUCAAUCAAAUGUUCCAGCUGUGCCCAGCGUAUUUUUCUGUGAUGUUGUACCAGGCCUAUUUAGCUUGUCAAGCUAUGUGCUGCUUCAGUCUUCACCUGUACCAUCAGCAGUUCACCCUCUUCUACAUACUGUAUAUCAUUGUCUUUGUCUUUGGCCGGUCAUGUCAGCAAGUGUAUUUGGGUGUGUCUGUUAUCAGUUUCUCAAAGCCUUUCAUUGUUAUCAGUGAGUCUGUUAUCAGUUUCUCAAGCACCUUCAUUGUUAAGUCUUUUAUCAGUUUUUAAGCACCCUUCAUUGGCUAAUGGUUACAGUGUUUGCUCAUCAUGCCAAAGAUCCUGGUUUGAUUCCCCACAUGGGUACCAUGUGUCCCCGCCGGUGAUAUUGCUGGAAUAUUGCUAAAAGCGGCAUAAAACUAAACUUACUCACUGGCACUGGAACUAAACACUGUUUUUCAAUCAUUCUUAUCGAAGCAUCCAGAUAGGAUAUGUUUUGUUGCAUUAUGUUUAGUUUCCAUGGAUCCCCUGCAAACUUGCUGCUUGCAAGGGGCAACUACAUGGACUGGGUGGUCAAGACUCGGUGCCUUCUUCAAUUGCAUGCCAUUGUAUCUCAUUUUUGCAAACCAAUCCUCUUUGUAGAUCGAUCCUCAUGAUCUCAAUCACUCAAUUGUCUGGUCCGGACUCACUUAUUCACACACCACCGUCAUGUCUCUGGGACAGUGCAGCAUUAAAACAACGGACAAACCCAAACAUCAUUAUAGUGUCUGUAAUUGUUACAUUUAUAGCUGUUUAAACCUCUUGAUUAAAUCUAGUUACUAGUCUUGAAAGAAACUAAUUUUGUGUAUUCAAUCUCUGUUUCAUAGAUCCAGACAAUACUAAUGAAAAAAAAGUAUUCUCUGGGUUUAUUAGUAUUGAAAUUACAAAGAUAUUUCUUUUGCGAUGUCACAAUGGUUCUGGUAUUAUGAUGUGUCAGUGAUGAAAGCAGCCUAAGGGCUCAGUUAGAUUGGACUGAGUAAUACCUAUUGUGUAAUACCUGCUGUACAGGGUCUAUACCUGGGGCAGUGUCUAACGAGGACAAUGGCGAUGGCAUGGACACAAUACUCCCUCCAAUAGAUGGAAUGUCUGAGAGCUGUUUGAUGCUCUAGGGCACAGAAGGAAUUCAUGUGUCAUCUCAACAUCAUAAAUGUUUUGUUUUUACACAUAUUUUCUAUUCUAUGAACAGUUUGAGUAAUAAUUUUCGAAAACAUUUAAGUCCAACAUCAACUUUAAGGGUGAGAAAGGUAUGUGCAGAGGUAAUAUAUCUUGAUAACUGACACAUGGUAUUUGGAAAUUGACCAUUAAUGACACAUCCAGGGCCCCAUGGAAAGGGUCAUUUGGUUUUGAAGGGGUCCACACACUGUAAUAAGCUGAAGCAUGAAAUGGAUUUUCAUUUCCAACUACAUGUAGUAGCAAAUCUAUAUGCUUCUCAACGCCCACUGUUACCCACUGAACACUUACAUGUUUGAUGGUGGCCAAAUGUUUACUGUACACAGCAAUGUGGAGAAUGGUUGAUAAUGUGAUAUUUUCCAGAUCUGAUAUUUGUAACUGAUACAUUGUAAUCAGAUUAAAGUGUAUGAUUGCAUGUUGUAGGACUGAUGGAGCACUGAGAAAUACAACUUUCAGACACAUUUGAUGUUCAUGACUAGUCUUGCUUUUGCUUGGUAUUAUUUAGCUCAGACAUUUUUUAUACCAUUUUGUAGACUUGUGGAUUUGUAUCAUUCAGUCCAAAGUAUUUUUCUUCUGGAAACUGACUAUGGAUUGAAUCCUGAAUUGAAAUUCAGAUUAUAAGCCAUGGUCUGAGUAAACUUGUUUGGUUUCAUUGGUUAAACCAGUUGGAUAUACAGACCUGCACAGGGUAGGCUUGUGGUUAAAGCAUUCGCUUGUCACACCGAAGACCCAGGUUGGAUUCCUGACAUGGGUACAAUGUGUGAAGCCCAUUUCUGGUGUCCCCCACCGUGAUAUUGCUGGAAUAUUGCUAAAAGUGGCGUAAAACUAAAGUCAGUCACACAGACCUACCCCCCUUUGAACUGUCUCCUAAAGCUGUGACAUGAUAUUGGGACUGGAACACUGAUUAUAUAAAGUUUGGCAAAUACUUGUUUUCACUAAGUAUUUUUAGAGGUAUUUUAAUAAGCCUUGAGGGAAACUUAGAUAUUAGAAUUGUAAUAAGCUCACAGUCAUGCUUUCUUUUGAUGUUACUGUAUAUUGCCUUAUAUUAUAUACCCCACCCUCACUUAUGUAGAUCUUCAAAAUCAAUAUAUUGAUAAGUAAAUCAAUAUAUUUAUUAAACCCCAUCUACUAUUUCAAUCUGGGAAUGAAGAAUAACAUUAGCAGAGCUUACAGAUUUGUGAACGUUUAAAUUUCAUGAAAUAUUUUUUUUCUUUUAUUCAUCAAUGAUUUGUUACAUGAAUGUAUCUAGUUCUUGGUGCAACUUUGUUGACAUGAUUCAGCAUUAGAUAGCUGCCCAUAACCUAAAUUGGCAUAGACGGUGAUAUAUUGUAGUCACUUCAGUUCAUAUUCAUAUUACCUUAAUACUUCAAAUUUCUAUCAUUAAUAUAAAAUGGUCCUGACUUAUGAGUUAUUACUAUAUUAUUAGAAUUCCUUUUAUACUAUAUAUGUAGUGUCAUUGCAUUGUUAAUCAAGAUCAGUUGUCAUGGUGAUCAGUUGUCAUGGUGAUCAGUCACGUGUCAGCCAUAUUGUAUUGUAUAUAGACAACCUGUACAUUCAGUAUGUCUGUUGUGUUUAUAAAUUAUGGUGUAUAAAGUAAUUAGAACAAAGUACCUUCCAUAUCUGUUUUGUUGUGCAAAAACAAGUAUUGAAUCCCAAAGCUGGUGAACCAUUUGUGUACCUUACGAUCAGAGUUUGUCUGUUCUGUAAAAUGAGAAAGAUGGCCAAAAUAGCAGUGAGUUCCAGCUUCUAUUUGAACACCACUAUAUAGAGUAUAUUUGUUGAUGCAAGUACACAAGGACAAAAGAGAAAUGUGUAUGAUGUAAUCUUGUGAAACUCAACGCAGGCACAGGAGGGCCGGAACUACCUAUACAUGUUGUGAACUGCAUCCCAAAGCCCAGUCCUCCCAGCCAUAUGCUCUUUGUCAUACCGACACCACAGUUAUUCUGGGUGCUUGGUAUAUUACCAAAGGCUAAACUUUAACACAUUCAUCACAUUGGGCUGACCAUCAAUGUUUUUCAAAAGGGGGUUAAAUACAAGUCAUUAAAUCAAUGGGGACUAUAGACAACAUAAAUGUAAGCUUCAAUCUGCAAGUGUUUGUCAGCCCUUUUUCAUGUGUUUAUGCUGACCUCUCUGUGUCCAGUGAUGUGUCAUUUCUCAGAUGUGUACAUUUGGAUUUCAACGGUGUGCGUGAAUGCAUGCUGAUGUGGUUAUGUUGAUAUGGACAAAAGGUAUUCAACGGCAUGCCGAGAUUGGAGUACAUAAAUAAACAUUUUAUGUA